GUUGCGACAGAACGAAGCCAGUCGCCAGUAGUCCGCCAGUUGUGAACGGAGCAAUUUCCAGCAGGGAGUGUUUGCAAUCCUGGUACUAUUCCGAGAGAAGGGCUGACAAAGAUAAAGUUACAUAAACUGCGUAUACCCUUGUUCGGCACACGUCCAGGAUACCUCACGGCAAAUAUGUCCUGCAACGAGAAGACAGCGCUUCUGGCAACGCAACAAGGACAUCAGCAGCGGCAGCAACAGCACAUCAUUGUUGUGCCCGCGACGGGGAAGGAUCCAAAGGAUUAUGAGCCCAUUUUCACAACCGCUGACUAUUCCUACGGACUGACGCUGGAGGAGCUCCAGCCCUUCGCUCUGGAUCCCUGGUGGCAGGCCGUGCGGCGGCUCAGCUGCGGGCUCCUGGGCCUGACUUUCCUGCUGACCCUGAUUGCCGGACUGGUUAUGGCCUAUUCCGGCAGUGUCUGUCUGCCAAAUAGAGCAAUUAGCGGAAACGCGACCACGACAACGAUGACCACGCCAUCCUUGGCUCUCAACGGCUCCCAACUGCUGAUGGCCAGUUUAUAGUGGCCGCAAUCCACCGGGCGAAAUUGCAUCAGCCGCAUCAGUUCGCACUAUUAGCAUUUGUUUGGCUUGGCGGUAAUGGAUGCGACCUAAUCCUCCUCCUCUCUACUCUUUACCCCUACUCCAGCUGAGUGAUAAGCGAUGCACCGCGGAAUUGAUUGGUGGUGAAAUAAAUAUACUGAUUAACUUAUUUGCUAUACAAUCGCCUACUCGUAAAGUAAAAAGAAUGCAACAGGUAUAAGGAAGAGUUUCCGACCCCAUUAAAAACACUGUGUCGAACACUUAUUAAUUUAAUUAAAUAUAUAUGUACAUAUA
Drosophila sechellia is the source of this 873-nucleotide messenger RNA. RefSeq lists its product as uncharacterized. Bases 175 to 561 code for a protein of 128 amino acids. The record is from RefSeq and is a predicted model, not a curated record. NCBI's taxonomy places the organism in Eukaryota, Metazoa, Arthropoda, Insecta, Diptera, Drosophilidae. The transcript has 3 exons.